ACUCGGUAAACCAGACACACAUUUCAACGGUACUGCUUGAGAGGAAACAAUGAAGCUUACAGUUACUGUCUUUCCUCUGAGUUUGUGGCUUUUCUUAUCAACUUUAACAGAAGGUUUUGUUUUACUACAAGACAAUGAUCUGCGUUGUCAGUGUCUGAAGUCUGAGACCAGAGUCAUUCCUUUGAGACUUAUUCAGGAUGUGCAGUGCUUUCCCAAAAAUAAUUACUGCAACACGAUCGAACUCAUUGUUACACUAAAAUCACAAGUAAAGGUAUGCAUCGAGCCUUCUGUAAAGUGGCUAAGGAAAGUGAAGCACAUGGCAUGUAACAGAGUGCAUGGAAAGCCCUGAAAAGAUCAGUUCGACGUCGUGUCAUUUUUGAUUAUGAAACUUCUUACAUAUUAGUUUCCUCCUGCCCUGCCAGUUGAGACAAGUUAGCAAGACUGUGGUACCAGUAAUACAACACCUGUUUAGCACGUGGUGCUACAAUGAGUGGUAGAACACAGUUACCACACAGGAAUAAUGUGAUUACUGCUACGUUGUAAAAGAAGCAUCGGACAUUUAUUGAAAGUUACACAAUUAGGCUCUAUUUCAGAAAUCAGGAAGAAAAUCUAAUUUACCUAUGAGAAACAUGGACAAAACAGUAGUCAGUGGUACUGAAUUAUGUUGCUGUAAAUAGUGUAAACUUAAUAGUUUGUGUUUUAUUUUUGUAGGAGUACAACAUAUAUUUUUGCUACACACAGAUGAUUUAUAUAUUGUAGUAUAAAACUUUCUCAAUUAUGUAGUUGUAAUUAUACAAUUUGCCAUCCACUAGAAUGAAACUUGUGUUUUUGUGUGCUAUCUUUGAGAUACUGCAAACUUUAAUUAGACAUCAGUAGCAGCUAUUUACAUUUAUCAUGUCAUUAUAUGUAUAAUAUUUUGCAAACCGUUUAAAAGUAUAAUUCAUGGACAGGUUUCACACAAUUCAUGUUAAGUAAACAACAGAACUUCAAAUAAUGUUCGCUGAAUUUAGGUUCCUCACUGCUGCAGUCUGUGACCUGUUCUAUUUACAGAUGCAUUUUAAUAAUGUCACACAAUUACCUUCAGGUGGUAAAUCAUCCUUCUCCCAAAGGAUUCUGCCUUGGUCUAUUUUUUUUAACCACACCACCAUUAUGAACUUGCUUAAUUGCAGCCAUCAGAUGUGAAUGACACUGUAAGAAUUCUGUAUAAUCAUCCACUUACUUUUAUCUUUAAGAGAACUCUGAAUCCUAGCUACCGGUGCUAUAAUUUGUGUCAUGAAUCUCUACCCAAUUAUCUGAGGUCAAUGUUUCAUGCUGUUUGUUGUAGUAAUACUGCUUAGGGUUGAAUGCCUGUGUUCUGUCUCACCGAGUCUAUCAACUUGAUAUCUGAAUACUAGUUCAGCAAACAGCAAACAUUUCUACUUCAUUUUAGUAAAUAUUUCAGGAUCCAGUGGUAAAUUCUUCAAUGUACAUCUUUGUUUUCUGAAAAACCAAUGGAGUGAAUAGUGACUGCAUAAUGCUUCUCCAACUGUUGUUGAAUGAUAGCUAUGUAAUAAAAGGUCUUGUUAAAGCAACAGUUUGCUUUUGUGGAAGCAAUAGGUACAAAGGAAGUAUCUAGCAAUUUGCUGGGCAA
This is a messenger RNA of Protopterus annectens (West African lungfish), 1630 nucleotides long. Its product is annotated as C-X-C motif chemokine 13-like. The transcript has 4 exons. Gene Ontology annotation, biological process: inflammatory response; chemokine-mediated signaling pathway; antimicrobial humoral immune response mediated by antimicrobial peptide. Gene Ontology annotation, molecular function: chemokine activity; CXCR chemokine receptor binding. The record is from RefSeq and is a predicted model, not a curated record. Bases 50 to 349 code for a protein of 99 amino acids. NCBI's taxonomy places the organism in Eukaryota, Metazoa, Chordata, Ceratodontiformes, Protopteridae. Gene Ontology annotation, cellular component: extracellular region.